AUGUUGACUCCUUUCCUGGUUAGAUCGAAAGCUUCCGACAGUGUCUCGCCAUUGUCUAAUCGCUCUUCCGUGCUUUCACAGCGCGCGUCACCGUGUUCGACGCCGAGGCAACUGACAAUUACCGGACUGCAUGACGACGAUAGGUCGAAGUACACCCCUUGUGGUAAUGUCGUCGUUGAACUCGACGGCAAGAAGUUCUACCACGCAGUUCGGAAGGGCGUAGACCUCAUCAAGGUCGGUGAUUCUGUCGAUGUUGUUGUACGCUUUGUUAACUCGGAGAAGUGCAUUACGCGGCUCGCUAAAAUCGCAGCGAUCUUCCAAGAUGGCCGUGGCGAGAUGAAGGCAGAGGUAGCGUACUACUACGACACAAACGAUGUUAUACCCGGAGUGCACCGCCGAUUCAUAGCCAACAAAUCACGCCUGUAUAUACACAAGAAUUCGAAUUGGCGGGGUUUUACGCAUCACAAUGAGGUGGUUGCAUCUAAUGAGUUCGAAUUUAUUACGGUGGACGCGAUAGAUGAAGUCAUAACCGUGCACGAAAAUUUGGAAGCCUAUCAGGCAGCUGUUGACGCGGCGGGUGAUGAGGCCGGCCACUACUUCUGCCAGGUAGUCUGCUACACGGAGAGCUAUGCGCUGAAACCGUUCGACUCGAAGUCUCAGUGGAGGCAGGUAAUGCUGGAAAGUAGUGAGUUCCACCGAGUAUAUCACAUGGGCUUCAUGGAAUCUCCAACUGGCCGAUUGCAAGCAAUAUGCGCCGACAAAGGGAAGGUAAUAUUGGGGCGGGAGGAGGAGGCUGCCACAAUCAGGACCUUCAUAGAGACAGGAAUACGACAGGGUGGCACCGGUCAGCUGCUUUACGUGAGCGGGGUGCCGGGUACCGGUAAGACGGCAACUGUCAACAUGAUAGUACGCGAAAUAUCGGAUAAAAAGCUAAGCGCUAAGCUCCCCUGGUUCGAUCUCGUGGAGAUAAAUGGUGUGCACCUUGUGGACCCCAACGAUUUUUAUCGCAUCCUGUAUGGCAAGCUGAUGAAGAAAUCGGCGGUGAACCACAUUGCCGCCUACAAAGAGCUAGAUGAGUAUUUCAUGAACAAUCAGACGCCAUGCGUGCUGAUCAUUGACGAAGCAGACUACAUCGUCACCCGCAAGCAAAAGGUGCUGUUUACAAUCUUCGACUGGCCCUCAAGAAGGAAGUCAAAGCUGAUCGUAGUUAUCAUCUCUAACACUAUGGAUCUACCUAGUCGCAUGAAGGCGUCGUGCGUGAGCCGCCUGGCAUUCGGCUCCCUGGUGUUCCAACCUUAUCGGUACCAGCAAAUCUUGGAUGUGCUGUCCUCCCAAGAGGACAUAAAGUCGGCUAUUGACCCAGUCGCGCUGCAGCUGUGUGCCCGCAGGGUGACUAAUUACAGCGGAGAUAUGCGCAAGGCGCUCCAGAUUUGUAAGCUGGCAUUGGCGACGGCUAAAGAUGGCAAGGUGUCAACCGCAGAGAUGAAUCGCGUUUCUAACACAGUGCUAAGUUCAGCCGCAGUGGAGUCGCUGCAACACCAGUCCGAUGCCAUGUCGUGCCUCCUGGUGGCUCUCGUUCUGGAGCUGCGUGAGACGCAACUUUCCGUCGCAUGCGCGCGCAAAGUCUACCACGCGUUCCGAGGAAUGAUGGCCGUGAUGAAACCGGAAUUUGGGAAGAGCAUUUCCCUCGACACAUAUAGACAGCUGCUUGUAUCUGCAUCACUGUCUGGCAUCAUUUCGCUGGAGCCCUCCGCAUUCAACGAGCUUAACACGAAACGCAGGCUGCAGCUGUACGAGGAACUAGGGGAGGAGCUGGGGGACACCGCAAUAGUGCCGGAGAUCGACGUUGGGCAUAUAAUUACGGCUUUGUCGAGAAACCCGUACUGGGAGCAGAAGCUUCGUGACCUGUAG
Babesia bigemina is the source of this 1911-nucleotide messenger RNA. RefSeq names its product origin recognition complex subunit 1, putative. Gene Ontology annotation, molecular function: chromatin binding; ATP hydrolysis activity; ATP binding. Bases 1 to 1911 code for a protein of 636 amino acids. The record is from RefSeq and is a predicted model, not a curated record. Gene Ontology annotation, cellular component: nuclear origin of replication recognition complex. The transcript is spliced from 7 exons. NCBI's taxonomy places the organism in Eukaryota, Apicomplexa, Aconoidasida, Piroplasmida, Babesiidae. Gene Ontology annotation, biological process: DNA replication initiation; mitotic DNA replication checkpoint signaling.